Molecule: messenger RNA, 1399 nt
Organism: Corticium candelabrum
Lineage: Eukaryota; Metazoa; Porifera; Homoscleromorpha; Homosclerophorida; Plakinidae
Product: cAMP-dependent protein kinase catalytic subunit beta-like
Exons: 10
Coding region: 86-1138 (350 amino acids)
Biological process (GO): protein phosphorylation
Cellular component (GO): nucleus
Molecular function (GO): ATP binding; protein serine/threonine kinase activity
Source: RefSeq, a predicted model, not a curated record
CUUUCCCCAGAGUCCAGCUGCCGCGCCUCGUUCAGGUGUGAGGUCAAACUUCUCAGGCUCUAUCAUCCUCCAGCGGCCUCCUAAAAUGGGAAACUCGACGGGAGGCAAGAAGAGCGACCCAGAAAACGUGAAGGAAUUCCUCACUCAAGCCAAGCACGAGUUCAACGCGCGAUGGGAGCAUCCGAGAAAAGACACGGCGGCGCUCGACGAUUUCGACUGCAAGAAGACGCUGGGGACGGGCUCGUUCGGUAGGGUAAUGCUGUCGCGACAUAAGGCGACGAAGCAAUAUUAUGCGAUGAAGAUUCUGGAUAAAUUGAAGGUGGCGAAGUUGAAGCAAGUCGAGCAUACGCUGAACGAGAAGCACAUUUUGCAGGCGAUCGAGUUUCCGUUUCUUGUCAAUUUGGUAGCGAACUUCAAGGACAACUCAUAUUUGUACAUGGUCUUAGAGUUUGUACCUGGCGGCGAGAUGUUCUCACAUCUCAGAAGGAUAGGGAGAUUCAGUGAGGCUCACGCGCGGUUCUAUGCGUCACAGAUUGCUCUGUCGUUCGAGUAUCUCCACCAUUUGGAUAUUAUGUACAGAGACUUGAAACCGGAGAAUUUACUCAUAGAUCAUGACGGAUAUCUGAAGAUCACUGAUUUUGGUUUCGCUAAGAAGGUGAAAGGCCGCACUUGGACGUUGUGUGGUACACCCGAGUAUCUAGCACCCGAAAUUAUUCUUAGCAAGGGAUACAACAAGGCGGUUGAUUGGUGGGCUCUAGGAGUGCUUAUCUUUGAGAUGGCUGCUGGAUAUCCGCCGUUCUUUGCUGAUCAACCGAUUCAGAUUUAUGAGAAAAUUGUUGCAGGGAAAAUUCGUUUUCCGUCUCACUUUACUGCCGAGCUCAAGGACUUAUUGAGAAAUUUGUUGCAAGUCGACUUGACUAAGCGAUAUGGGAACUUGAAGAAUGGAGUUAAUGAUAUCAAAUAUCACAAGUGGUUUGCCACCACUAAUUGGAUUUCCAUCUACCAGAAAAAGGUUGACGCUCCGUUUAUCCCCAAAUGUAAGGGCCCUGGUGACUCUAGCAACUUCGAUGACUAUGAUGAAGAGCCAUUACGCAUCGCUAGCACAGAGAAAUGUCCAAAGGAGUUUGCAGACUUUUAGCUCGUUCAUCAAUCAGAGUCUAGUUAAAUAGUCCACAUCGUAAAUAUUCGGUGGGCGUUGUGUUGCAGUAACUUCACCAGAGCCUGCCCAUUUGUUUUUACGAUUAAAACAACAUGACGUAUAGUCCUUCUAGGUUAGUACUGUAUAAUGAUUGGUUUACUUCUUUCCAUUGUUUAUCAUUAGGUAAGUAUACCACGUGGAAUUCCGUUGACAAAUGGGUCGUCUGCAGAUUUGUAGAUGUGGAGAGCUUGUCUGACUGUU